Molecule: messenger RNA, 837 nt
Organism: Enterobius vermicularis (human pinworm)
Lineage: Eukaryota; Metazoa; Nematoda; Chromadorea; Rhabditida; Oxyuridae
Source: the annotation of a GenBank genome assembly
AUGGCUGCUGGUAAUGUUGCUGUCCCUCAGUCCUUGCGACCUAUAGCUCACUAUGUGAAUAUUGCAAAAGAAAAUUUGGCUCGAGACCCUGUUAUACACUACUGGUGCUUGUACUAUGCGGUUCAGACGGGGAUGACUGUUGACAAAAAGUCGAAGGACGCUAUCAAUUAUCUGACAUCAUUGUUGUCAACUUUGGAAAGGAUAAAGAAAGAGUUGUCUGGCAAUGAGGCUAUAUCGGAGGAAGUCGUCGCACAGGCACACAUUGAAAACUAUGCUAUGAAGCUUUUCGAAUAUGCUGAUAAAAAUGAUCGGCAGUCAAACUUCUCGAAAGGUGUUAUAAAGGCAUUUUACACUGCUGGAUAUUUAAUCGAUGUAUUGUCUGUAUUUGGUGAGCUAGAUGAACAUCUUGUUACUACACGUAAAUACGCUAAAUGGAAGGUAGAUGAUCUCUUCGCUGUUGUACAUUUUAAUAUGAUGAAUUUUAAGCUUAUUUUUGCGGGCCAGAAACCCAUUGACGGUAAUCAGAAAGAUGCUCGUGAUACCGAAGUUAUUGAACCUGUGAACCCAGGAUCGAGCACAGUUGCGGAACCACACCCACCCGACAAACCAACUGCAGCUCCGCGAGUAAUACCAGCUGUUCCCGUACAACCUUCAGUUCCUAUUCAACCUUUGGUUCCCACUAAUUCUACUUCUUCACAACCUUCUGCAGUUCCCAUACAGAGUAUUUUAGAGGCUCAGAAGCAUGCAAAAUAUGCCGUUAGCGCCUUAUCUUAUGAAGAUGUGAAAACUGCUGUAGAAAACUUGGAAAAAGCUUUAAGUUUUCUAAAAAACAGUUAG